AUGCGUCAAGGAUCGUCUGCGCUCGCUUCGACGUCCGCGUCGACGCACGCGAUCGCGCAUCGCCGCGUCAUUCGUCGACAAAGUUUUCGUCGACGUCAGCACAACGCGCACUUUAUCGCCCGCGCGCGCGCCGUCACGGACCCGUUCGCCGACCCCAAGCCGCGUAACGUCGAUGGAAAGCUUCCGAGCGACGCGUGGCGGCAUCUCGUGCAAGUGGGCGCGGGAAAGCGAAACGGAGAGUAUCAAGGGGAGGCGCUCACUGUUCGCGCGUUUCGCGAGGAAGACGUCGGCGCGGUGGCGACGCUGUUGCUCGAGAGCGGCAUGCAGGGGUUCCCCACGGAACGACGAACGUUGGAGGUGUACCUGGCGAACGCGGUGGGGGCUUACCCGUACGGGACGUACUUGGUCGGUGAGGUCGGGACGAGCUCGGAGAUAGUGGCCACGGUCGGCGUGUCGUUCAACGAAGAGACGCGAAGGAAGUUUACGUCGCUGUCGCCGCCGAGCGACGAUGGAUAUCUCUCUGACCUCACGGUAGCGGUGGAUAAACGAGGGGCGGGACUGGGGGUGGCGAUGCUUCACGGCGCCGAGGAGUUUGCGCGCGCGAUGGGAUGCGAGGAAAUGUGGCUUCACGUGGCACUGAAAAAGCCGGGAGUGGUCACGUUGUACAGGGAGCACGGCUACGGCGUGCGAGGCGUCGAUCCUGGGCUCUUCGGCUGGCGCGGUAGGCUUUUGAUGAGUCGCAAGAUGUAA
Ostreococcus tauri is the source of this 750-nucleotide messenger RNA. RefSeq names its product Acyl-CoA N-acyltransferase. NCBI's taxonomy places the organism in Eukaryota, Viridiplantae, Chlorophyta, Mamiellophyceae, Mamiellales, Bathycoccaceae. The record is from RefSeq and is a predicted model, not a curated record. The transcript has a single exon. Bases 1 to 750 code for a protein of 249 amino acids. Gene Ontology annotation, molecular function: acyltransferase activity, transferring groups other than amino-acyl groups.